Nematolebias whitei (Rio pearlfish) is the source of this 1153-nucleotide messenger RNA. RefSeq lists its product as uncharacterized. The transcript has 5 exons. Bases 25 to 879 code for a protein of 284 amino acids. Gene Ontology annotation, cellular component: membrane. Gene Ontology annotation, biological process: regulation of cell differentiation. The record is from RefSeq and is a predicted model, not a curated record. NCBI's taxonomy places the organism in Eukaryota, Metazoa, Chordata, Actinopteri, Cyprinodontiformes, Rivulidae.
GACCGUCAUCCAUGGUCUGUGAGGAUGAACGCCUCCGGGAUUCACCACGGGGUGCUCAGGAUGUAUGGUGGAUUUCUGUUCAAGCAGUGGAAGAAAAGGUUCCUGCGUCUGACCGCUGAGGGCAGUCUCUUUGUGUGCCACGAUGCUCUGUCCCCCCCUGAACAGACUGUUCUGUUGCAAAGCAGCUGCGAGGCGAUUGUGGAAGGCAAGGAGAUCCUGGACCUGCCUAAACUACCUUCAGGCGCGUGCAGGGAGUGCUGCUUUGCUCUGAUCCUCCCUCAGAAUAAAUACUUGCUGCUGCUGGCAGAAAACCCCCCAGAAUGCAGUCAGUGGCUGAAUGUGCUGAAAAAGGUGAAAAUGAGUCUCUCAUCCCCCCUCAGUCCUUGCAAGCGGCACCAAAUGCUCCCGCCACGCCUCAUUCUUCGAGAUCUGGUGCCCGAACAAAUUCUGGACAAGGAUCCACCGACUCCACCUGUCAGCGACACCGAGUCCUCCUCCCCUGGACCAACAGCAAAUGCUUCUCCGAGGGAGAAUGGCAGAAAUUCCCCGCGUACAAAGACCUACAGACGAUGUGCACCGACCGUGGGAUGUCUGCGCCACGGCACCAUCAGCAACGCUCAGGCCAUGAAGGGGGUUUACCUGCUGAUGGGCGGGGCUGCCGCCUCCUCUGCUGUGGGAUACCUCGGAGCGUGCUCCUCCUUCAAUCUGGAUGUCAAAGCUGACCUGCCACUCAACUCAGACUUCUCCGGCGCCGGCCCGGCUGCGGGGGUGUGCGACAUCCGGAGUGCUGCGGUCGACUCCCCGCAUUACAACAGCUUUGACUUUGAAGUGGCAGACUCUGAUUUUGAUGCUUUUGACUGUGGUGGGUUCACUUUCUAACGAUGGUUACAGAUGUAUUUAAGAGGUCACAAGAAUUUGUCUGAUUUUGACAGAACCGUGUGAAAGCCUCAUUGCUUCUUCUGACAAACAGGUUGAUACUGCUGAUAGUUACUGCCACUUAUUGUCUUUAUCUUGUUGUAAAAAAGUCAUUUUUGGCACCUUUUGAGAUACAGUGGACAUUGUAAUGAGGAAAAAUACUGCAAAAUAUAUUAUUAUCGUAUUUUUCGGACUAUAUGGCGCAUUAAAUGAAACAAAGCAGUUAAACUUUACUCAA